AAUGAUAUUUGUUUAUCGUAAAUUAACAAUCAGUAGCAAAUAACCCUAAUAAUAUUCACAAACAGCAAAACGCAACAGGAUGUCAACAAAAUAGUUUGUACACUUUAUGCACUAACGAGUAUGAACGUUAUCUAAAGCAGGUGUCACUUACAACCGCAAACACUGAAAGUUUGAAAAUAAACCACAGCGUCGUAAAACUCUUAACAAAAUAAACUUAGCGAGGCGUUAAUCUCUCACGGCUGCAACAUCUGUACACAACAAGGGGAUGAAUACUUUGUCUUAAGCUCAUUUAGUCGAGAUUAUUGCUUAUUAAUGCUUUUUUAUCCAAUGACAAUUCAGUACAAUCUCUACGUAGAAAAACUAUAAUUUUAGUAUUAAAACCUUGUUGCAUAAGCUUAUAAUAAUAUACUUCUAUAUAGCUAUAAUUCUUAGCUUAUACAAAUAAGUUUCUGUUUGAAAGGACAAAAAAUUGAGUUGACUACUAAACCGAAAAGUCUAAAAUGAACAGUAUUUCUGUUUACAUUUUAGUUUGUUACUUUUUGAAUGACCCUUAUAGAACCUUUCGCUAGCAUAUUCAUUAGUGAGAAAGUAGAAUAUCGCCAAUUUGUGUUGUCAAUUUGAAGUUUAUUGAUUACUUAUUUGUAUUCCGUAUUAGUCUUAUAUUCCGGACAUCAUAACUUUAUCAAAUUGAAUAUCUCAAUGUCCAAAAAUUACCAAAAUGAAGCAUGCUUUUUUGUUUGGUUUUAAACUGAAAAUGCGAGUGAAUGAAGGGCGGAACUUUUCAUGUAAGAGAUGUCCAACUUAUACUCACCAUGUAUGUGGUUCAUUCAUACAAGGUACUUAGCUUGUAGACAGGCCUUAUCAGCCACGGCGUCAUUAACGAGAUGAAAAAGAAAAGAUAACGGUAAGAGCAUAUUUUGUUUGUGAAUGAAACCGCCAAUAUCGGCUCGCAUCGCAGAUGUCGGGACAUGACUCAUUUUGGAUCCGGCCCUGGGUACUUUAAGCCAUUUAAAUCUAUCGCGUCUGUUCCAUUUUCGAGAAUUUCCAAUAUUAUUUUAGAUAAGCUUUACAAAAUGUACUAAAUAUUCUUGUAAUUUAUUAUUACGUUGAUUUUCAGUUACGGUUUGACAAAUUUUAACAAUGUAUCAAGAUAUCAUUGGCAUAUUAUAUGUUUCUCUGUUUUAUAAAUUAACCUACUUAUAUCUUUAACAAGCCUUUGUUAAACAGAACAUAAGUUGAAGUUUUCGGUUUCAAAAAUACAUCAAAAAUUAAACUUUAUUACCUAACUAACCUCAACUUAAUUAUAUUAUCGAUAAUAGAACGUAAAGAAUAACAGAGGGAAUAACAAACAUACAUUUAUUUUAAUUGCAAGUUUGUAAAGCCGCGGUGCAUCUUGAGGGGAAUAUAUUUAAGAUACCUGACGUAAGGAUAUGCUCGGAAUGAAUGAGAAACGAUAAAUAACGCGCCAACAUCGUUCAUGUCGCUGUGGGCGAUUGUAACAGAAAUACUUGUACAUUUAACAUACGUUUAGUAAUAUUUACAUUAAACUUAUAUUAACUAUAUUGCAAAUGAAUCUGAAAUCUUAAUGCAGAUUUCUUCUCCCUCUUUCAUAUGAUCAAACCAAUAGAAAACGUAGCAAUUUCCUACUAAGACAAAUUGUCAAGUCCAUUUAGAUGCGUUUCAUGUGGUUUAUUGUAAACGAAGUUAUUUAGAAAGCUUUUGAUAAAAAUGAUUUUUAAAUCGGCAGAAAUUUGACGUAGGUCGCUAAAGAUAUUAUAUCGCUAAUAAUCUGGUACGAUAUUACAACAUAAAAAUGUAUUAUUAUCCGUGCAGAGUCGGAGCAAGUUACUAGUUAAUGCGUUUACUCAGCUAUCGCUAGUGGAGGUCAAUAAUAACAAACAAAAAUUUAAAACAAAAUAAAACGGCUACGAUGAUUGAAUUACGUUCAAAUCAUAACACCGUGUUUUAGAAAUACAGACGGUAUCGGGUGCCGUUGGACAGAUGCUUUUACGUACAGACAGACAGUGAUAUCUUGUAUGUAUUGACAGGUGACGGGAGCAAUCAACAGUGCGUGUGUAUAUACAAAUUUUAAUUAACAAAAUCUUGGCGCGUUCGUCUGACUUUUAAUUUAAAAAAAAAAAUGGAAAUGUAAUAUGCAUUUAUGUAUUCUUUAAAAGCAGUAGUUAAUGUGAAGAUACGAGUGUUUAAAUUCUUAAAAAAUAAAUGAAAUGCUCCGUAAAUACUGAAAUAAACGCAGUUUAGUUUACAGAGUUUCCAAAUUUAUUUUAUAAAACUUUUAUUAGCCGAUGUAAACCUCCCAAAGUUUUGUAAUAAAUCGUACAAUUUUAUUUGCGUCUCUAAGGUAACUAUAAGGAAAAAAAUGUGCACUCAGAGAGCAAAAUCUUCCGUGCGUAAUUUUUGUUUUUAAACUCCAUACCCAAAAUUAUUCAUUAAACGAAAUAUAUACAUACUAUACAUUUACUUUACUUAUUCGUACAAAUGACUAUUUUCAAACCUACAGGAUGAUUACCAGAGCUGUAAAAAUGUCAGAUCCUGUAACAUUGUACAGACCGCGUCUAACCGUGAGCGGCAGAGAUAAAAUAAUUAAAAUAUUUAUAAUAUAUAGUAGAAGGCAUCAUCGCGGUGCGGCCGUGGGAUCGAGCUUUGUGGUCCGAUUGCGUCAAAGAUAUUUUUAGUAUGGCGGCGACAGGACGACGCGACUGCACAAAAAAUUUUCAAGGAAGGGUGGCGCCGAUUCCUGCCUUACCUACGACUUGUCUCAAAUUUCAGUAUCGGAAAGUCGUAAAAUUUUAUAUCAUACAAUAUUUAAAUAUCGUCGCUAGUAAUUAAUAUUUAUUCCUAAGUAUUUAUUCGUAUUUUGGUGAAGUUCGUCUUUAAUGAAUAAUUCCAAAAUAAAUAUAAACAGAUAAAAUAUUAAUGGUAGAUAGACAGUGAUCGAUUACUUUUGCUACGGUGCUAUAACAUCGAUGUCUGGCGGGCUGGCGGGCAGGAUGCGCGCUCACCGAUGCGAUCGGCCAUGGCGUCCGAACGUAUAUAAGUAUACCUAGGACUACUAUGUAGAAGCAGUAAAUAUGGAUGGAAAAUGAUGGACAAGAUAAAUACAAACCGGUCAACGAUCGACGCGGCUCCACUACGUCUGUCCUUGUCGCACUCGAAGGAUUGCAAAAGCGCGGGCGGGGGGCGGCGCGCUGGGCGGGAGGUGCGAGUGGAGAUGGUUAUUUUUUGUGCGUUGUCAAUGAAGGGACGGGUAGGGGCGGUCCGGCCCAGGAUCUCUCAGUCACCAGCCGCACGCGACCGCGACAGCUACGCGCACGCGCACAUGCCGAGUCUACCGAGAAACAUGAACUACGACAGUUGUGAUAGAAUAGUGCCCAUCAAACGCGAGGAGGAUCCCGAUUGCCGCGAUGACGACGAGUACUACCGAUAUGUGCCCGUCGAAGUGAAAAGACACGAUCCACAAACGUUCGCGCCCUCCUCGCCGACACACCUUAUGGAUUUGAGCAACGGAAUCGAAAGACCAGUGCUACAGCAGGCUUGGCCCAACAACGUGAUAUUCGACAGCGAGGAUCGAGACUACCAGCAGCCGCAGUAUCCGCCGUACGACCAACUCUACAUGGCCGAUCAGAGACAGAGACAAUUACCUCGGACAUUCUACUUCGACGAUUCCAAUUCCCAGGACAGAGUGAACGGAUUCUACGAAAACACCGAAGCUGCGAAGAUCGGGGAAACGUCGUAUAGAGCGUCGACAGAGGAACGGAGCGACGACAACGACGAGCAGAGAAGAUCGAGGAAGCGGUCCUCGAAAGCUUCUAGAAAGAAAACGCAGUCGUUCGAAGAGAUGCAGAUCCAACGGGUGAUGGCGAACGUGAGGGAGCGACAAAGGACCCAGAGUUUGAAUGAGGCGUUCGCGAGCUUGAGACAGAUCAUACCUUCUCUGCCGAGCGACAAGCUGUCCAAGAUCCAGACGCUGCAGUUGGCGACGCAGUACAUAGAGUUCCUGUACCAGAUUCUAUCGAGCAGCGAGUGCGCGGCGAGCGAGGGCGGCGAAGCGGCCGGCGAGCACGGCAAGUACCUCGCACAGGAUAAGUUAAGCUACGCCUUCUCCGUAUGGCGCAUGGAGGGCGAGUGGACAAACGGACAAACGUGAUAAUACCUCAAAUUCCAAAGACAUUGAUUAUAUUCCAUAUUAAGAUUGUUAAUUGAUUAAUUUGUAAGAAAAUGAAGUUUAAAUUAUUAGUUUUAAGUAGCGUUAAGUUGCACGUUGUGAUAGUUCUUGUAAGUGCGUAAGAAAUAUCAAAAACUAAAUAAAUGUGAUUAUUGAUUAAGUAAUAUUAAGUAAUCUUCAGUAGUGAAGUUGUAAAAUAUUAUAAAGAUAUACAGCUGUAUACCAAAAAGAUGAUUUGUAAUGUUGUAUAACAUUUUUAUGGACCAAAUAUUAAAUAAAAACUUGUUUAUUGCUAAAUUGCCUGUUAUUUUAAUUUGGGGUAGAAAUUAAGGAAAACUUUGAUAUAAUAACAUAUUUAUUAUGAAUAUCUAAUAUUUAUUGAUCAAAGCUAUCGCGCUAUGGUCAAGCUUGUUAAAAGGAGGUCUUAAGGUCUUUUUCUACGUAAAAACAUUGAUAUUACUGUGGCGGAUCAUUAGUAUAAAUUUAGAAUUAAUAGUAAAUUAUAACUUAAAAAAUUGUUUCCUAACUACCAUAUAAACAUGAUUUCUUUAUUUCCAUCGUUGUAACAACACAAAGUUUCCCCUCGUACCCCACACCUUUAGUACAAAUAUUAAAUCUUAUUCUACUACCAUAUACAUUACAUUAACUAAAGUUAAAUUUCACAUUUGGAACAAUUAUAUGAAAACAGAUAGUACUUUAUGAAAGAAUUAAAUACAUUAUUUUCAUAUAAAUUAUUCAAUAGAGCAAAAUAGAGCAAACCCAUACGUACGUAAAAAAAUUUACAAAUAAGUUUUGGCAUUUUGCCAAUUUUACUUAUAUUUACUAAUAUACA
Molecule: messenger RNA, 5018 nt
Organism: Papilio polytes (common Mormon)
Lineage: Eukaryota; Metazoa; Arthropoda; Insecta; Lepidoptera; Papilionidae
Gene: twi
Exons: 1
Coding region: 3104-4168 (354 amino acids)
Biological process (GO): developmental process; regulation of transcription by RNA polymerase II
Molecular function (GO): protein dimerization activity; DNA-binding transcription factor activity, RNA polymerase II-specific; RNA polymerase II transcription regulatory region sequence-specific DNA binding
Source: RefSeq, a predicted model, not a curated record